Acanthosepion pharaonis is the source of this 522-nucleotide messenger RNA. The record is from the annotation of a GenBank genome assembly. NCBI's taxonomy places the organism in Eukaryota, Metazoa, Mollusca, Cephalopoda, Sepiida, Sepiidae.
AUGUACAUAUCUACCUAUAUAUCUAUCUACUUUCUCUCUCUCUCUCUCUCUCUCUCUCUCUCUCAGAUCACACUUAACUAUCUCAGUCUGUUCAUAUCGAUCUAUCUAUCUAUCUAUCUAUCUAUCUAUCUAUCUAUCAGUGUGUUCAUAUCUAUCUAUCUAUCUAUUCAUCUAUCUAUCUAUCAGUGUGUUCAUAUUCAUCUAUCUAUCUAUCUAUCUAUCUAUCUCAGUGUGCUCAUAUCAUAUCUAUCUAUCUCUAUCUAUCUAUCUAUCUCUCAGUGUGCUCACAUUCAUCUAUCUAUCUAUCUAUCUAUAUCUCAGUGUGCUCUAUCUAUCUAUGUGCUCAUAUCUAUCUAUCUAUCUAUCUAUCUAUCAUCUAUCUAUCUCAUCUGUCUAUCUAUCUAUCUAUCUAUCUAUCUAUAUCUCAGUGUGCUCAUAUUCAUCUAUCUAUCUAUCUAUCUAUCUAUCUAUCUAUCUAUCUAUCUAUCUAUCUAUCUAUCCCUUUAUUCGAACAUUCCUUAA